This is a messenger RNA of Vanessa atalanta (red admiral), 558 nucleotides long. It is a transcript of the gene mRpL52, whose product is annotated as 39S ribosomal protein L52, mitochondrial. Gene Ontology annotation, biological process: mitochondrial translation. The transcript is spliced from 3 exons. NCBI's taxonomy places the organism in Eukaryota, Metazoa, Arthropoda, Insecta, Lepidoptera, Nymphalidae. Gene Ontology annotation, cellular component: mitochondrial large ribosomal subunit. The record is from RefSeq and is a predicted model, not a curated record. Gene Ontology annotation, molecular function: structural constituent of ribosome. Bases 98 to 481 code for a protein of 127 amino acids.
GUCAAAUGUCAAAAAUAAUUUAACCUUAAAUUUAUAUUUAAAAAAAUAAAUUCGAGUACAUACGGAUUUAAUUGAAAAACUUAUAGAAUCAUAAAAUAUGAAUACAUUAACAAAAGGGAUAAGUAGCUUAACAUACACUAAACUAAACACCAUCACUCGUUCACUGAGUUGUACAUCAGCGCUGUAUAUCAAGCAGUGGCGAGUCAACCGAGGUUUGUCGGUCAAUCGGACGGCUGAAGGUAUUCUCACUGAUGGACAGGAUUAUACCUUUUUAGAUGGAAGACCGACACCAUUACUGCAAAAACAGAAGAAACGCAUGCUCAAACAUCAGGAAUAUGCAAGUCAAAUUGUCUCGAUGUGCUCAGAAGUUGAUUUUGCGAAACAGAGACAUCAGAAUGCAAUAAGAGCGAAGGAAGAAGAGCGACAAGCAAUUAUUAGUAACAGGCUUAAGCCAAAAGGAAAGGCUCUAUGGAAGAAAUAAUUUUAAAUAAUAAUAAUUUAAUUUCUUAAUUUUAUAAUAGGUUGUCUUAGUAAUUAAAUAACAUAGUUUGUACAUUA